AUGGUGGACGCUCUGCAAGAAUGGCAAGUGACCGGAAAUGUGAAGUCCCGAAUAGGACACUUGCUGAACACAGGCUUAUGGACGGACUGCCAAUUUUUGGUCGGCACGGAGUCAAACUGCAAGUUGAUUGGUGCCCACAAGCUUAUCCUGUGCAUGUCAUCUCCAGUUUUCCAGGCCAUGUUGCGGGGCCAGUUAGCCGAAAACGAAGACACUAUUCAGGUUCCUGAUAUCGAGCCAUUAAUUUUUGAAUGGUUGCUAAAGUACAUUUACACCGAUGAUAUCACCAAAGGAUCAGUGGAUGAAACAUGCAAAUUAUAUUAUGCAGCUGAUAAGUACAUGUUUCCAAUAGUGAAAGAUCAUUGUCUAUCGCAAUUACUCUCGGUUAUCAACGCUAAAAAUGUAUUACAAAUUUACGAGUUUGCAAAAUUCUACAACAAUUCAACUCUAAUUGACAAGUGUCUAGCUUAUAUAGAAAGCAAUGCAAAAACCAUACUGAAUGAUGAGAGUCUCAUGGAGUCUCAGCUGAAUGUCAUCAUCGAAUUGUUUGAUCGCAACUCUCUGUGUAUCGAUAGUGAUUUGGAUUUGUACCGGUUCCUGACCAAAUAUGCGACGAAGCAUCGAUUACUCCCUUUGGAUGAUAUGGAAGCAAAGGAAAAAAAUACGAACGAAAUUGUAGAUUUGAAAAAGUCCGAGAUAAAACUGGACGGGAAAAACGUAGUAAACUUUAGCGAGAAAACACUGGGAAAAUCUUCAAAAAUUGUUGCCAAAUCCGAACAAGGCUUACCAACAAUUUACGAUGCUCUGAAACGUAUUCGCUUUUUGACAAUCAGCGUGAAUAAUCUUGCUGCUGAGUUAUCGAAAAUUAAUUUACUCACGGAUACCGAGGCGUACCAAAUUAUUAUGAAUAUUUUACUUCCCGAGACUGGUUUUCCAAUGCCGGAAGGGUUUAGUACGUCGAAACGCCAAAGAAACCCACGCCGAUCUACGAAUCAUUGA
Molecule: messenger RNA, 996 nt
Organism: Malaya genurostris
Lineage: Eukaryota; Metazoa; Arthropoda; Insecta; Diptera; Culicidae
Product: BTB/POZ domain-containing protein 2-like
Exons: 2
Coding region: 1-996 (331 amino acids)
Biological process (GO): neurogenesis
Cellular component (GO): P-body; cytosol
Molecular function (GO): protein binding
Source: RefSeq, a predicted model, not a curated record